AUGGUUAAAACAAGAGGUUGUGGUCCUGCACGACAUAGUCCACCCACGGCAUUGGCUAGUAUAGCGCGUGAAGGUGCUCAUGUUGAUCGUCAACCACCACAGCAUCCAGUGCAACAACCUUAUUCAAGAUUAGUGAAGAGGCCAAGGAGCAAGAGAAGACAUGGUCGCAAAGGUCCCUACUCCACGACUACCAUUAAAAAGCUCUCACGAGACUUGUUGGUUGAGGUUGUGGCAACAGUGGCGUCACACUCCUUCACCGAUCUUCACAACAUCAAAUUAUGUUGCAAAGAUUUUCUUGAUGCUACAGAAGAUAGCUACGUAUUGCGAAAAGUUUCUUUAGACACGUUCCCAUUAAUCCAGUGGCGUCCCAAUGGCAAAACAACAUCGUUUUUGAACCGUUGUAGGGAAUGUGGAAACAUGGAGAGCUUAUACAGAGAAGGUCUGCGAAAAUAUUUUGAUUAUCCAAAUGGAAAGAUUGACGGUCUUGAGAUAUUGAAGGUAGCUGCUGAAAAUGGUCACAACGAAGCAAAAUAUGUGUAUGGUAUGAUUUCAUUAUGCUCUAAAGAUGAUGAGUCAAGAAAACAAGGACUUGAUUAUAUGCGUUUUCUGAGGAAGUCCAAGUGUGUUGUAGGGUCUAGAAAUAAAGUGAAACAAUUAUCGAACUUUAUGUGGAAAAAUAAUGGAAUGUUGAAGCGCAUUGAGAGUCCUCUGUGUAACUCCAAGAGCACAUGCAAAGGAUGGAGAGUGAAGAGAGAUAGAUGGGUAUUACUAGAAGAUGAUGAUGGGGAUGAGGAUAUUAGUUUAUGUGAACAUUGUAGAUGGGAUCAUGAGUUAGAAUUGUUUUACCGAUUUUUCAAUGUUCCCUAG
Lotus japonicus is the source of this 867-nucleotide messenger RNA. RefSeq lists its product as uncharacterized. The coding region runs from base 1 to 867 and encodes 288 amino acids. Lineage: Eukaryota; Viridiplantae; Streptophyta; Magnoliopsida; Fabales; Fabaceae. The record is from RefSeq and is a predicted model, not a curated record. The transcript has a single exon.